GUCCACCAUCGCUGUAUCCUUGACUCCGUUGGAAUCCCUCUGAGUCGCUUUUCUUCCACCCGUCAGGUGCUGGAGGCAUACUACGAUUCUCUCCUAGGCCAUGAACGCAUGGGAGAAAAGAAGAUACUGCAUCGAGACAUCAGCGUGAAUAAUAUCAUGAUCAGUGCAUAUCCUGACAUGGAAAAAUGCAGAGGCUUUCUCAUUGACAUGGAGUAUGUCACUGUAGUGGGCGAACCUGGAAGU
Molecule: messenger RNA, 243 nt
Organism: Gloeophyllum trabeum ATCC 11539
Lineage: Eukaryota; Fungi; Basidiomycota; Agaricomycetes; Gloeophyllales; Gloeophyllaceae
Exons: 2
Biological process (GO): protein phosphorylation
Molecular function (GO): protein kinase activity
Source: RefSeq, a predicted model, not a curated record